This is a messenger RNA of Formica exsecta, 4292 nucleotides long. RefSeq names its product nidogen-2-like (gene Ndg). The transcript has 20 exons. Lineage: Eukaryota; Metazoa; Arthropoda; Insecta; Hymenoptera; Formicidae. Gene Ontology annotation, biological process: cell-matrix adhesion. Gene Ontology annotation, molecular function: calcium ion binding. The record is from RefSeq and is a predicted model, not a curated record. The coding region runs from base 38 to 4003 and encodes 1321 amino acids.
AAGUCGAACAGCAGUAGCGUUAAGGCAGUCCGAGAGAAUGGCUCGCGGCGCAGUACGCUGGAGCGUCCUGCUGGGCCUCGCGCUGGCCCUAAUCGCGCCCUACACCGCUGCCCUGUCCAAAAACGAUUUAUAUCAAUACGCGGCACCGGGUUCCUUGGUCCUCGAAAGCGACCCGAACCGGAUGCUGAUAUCCGCGGAGGCAAUCCUCAAAACUCCUAUCGUUUUCUACGAUAAAAUCUACAACUCCAUAUUCGUAAAUGGAAAUGGCGUUCUUUCAUUUGCGAGGGCAAUGCAAAGAUUCUUCAACAUCGCGUUCCCUCUUGACGAUCCAGUAAUCGCGCCUCUCUACACACAUGUCGACACAAGAGGUUCGGGAACGGUUUAUUUUAGCGAAACCGAUUCUCCCGAGAUUCUCGCUAGAGCCGGAGGAUUGGUUCGAAGCACUUUCAAGAACGCCGUCGACUUUGUACCUACGCAUGUGUUUUUGACUACCUGGGUGGAUGUUGGUUAUUACAACGAGCGUAACGAUAAGGUGAAUACUUAUCAAGUCGCUAUAUCAUCCAACGGUUCGCAUUCCUUUGUUGAACUGCUAUACCCGGAAAAUGGUAUACAGUGGAUUCAGGGUGAAUCGCAUCCCAGCGGGCUCCCGGAUGCCAAGGCGCAGGCAGGAUUCAUGAGCGAGGGCAAAAUGUAUACCCUGAGGGGCUCGGGCACCGACCAAAUUCAGAAUGUCGACAAGUGGUCGAAUGUAAAUAGGCCUGGUCAGUGGCUGUUUCGAGUCGGUCCCAUCGACGAAGGCGAAAAUAUAAAGGUUCCCGACAAUAUCGAAGACACUAUGACUAUGCAUCAAGCGGCCAGCUGCAGGACCGGCGCCACUACUUGUCAUAGCAAAGCGACCUGCAUCGAUUACGAGAUCGGAUUCUGCUGCAGCUGCAAGCAGGGCUAUUUCGGCAACGGAAAAUCCUGCCAGCCAAACGACGUGCCUCUUCGUGUUAUUGGCCGAAUAUCUGGUACGCUCAACGGCGUGGAAUUUCCGUCAAGAGAUCUUCAAUGUUACGUACAAACCAAAGAUGGACGAACAUAUACUGCUUUGUCGAGAGUACCUCAAGAAAUCGGAGCUAGUUUUCAACUUCUAGGCAAUUUGGGCGGCGUGAUCGGUUGGCUAUUCGCGAAACCGGUUAGUGAUACUGAAAACGGAUACGAACUUACAGGUGGUUUAUUUAAUCACACGGCGGAGCUAGUCUUCCCAUCAACCGGCGACAAAGUGACGAUACGCAGCAAUUAUCUCGGAUUGGACGUCUUCGGUCAACUAAAGAUGGAAGCGGACAUCGAAGGUACGGUGCCGCAUCUCGAAAGGGACACCAAAGUGGACUAUGGUGAUUACGACGAGCUCUACACUCGCGCCCAACCGGGGUUAAUCCGUGCUCAAAGCGAGCGUACUUGCAAACUACUACACGGUAGCGGAGACGAGCGAGAAAUCGCCUUCACGUUGGAUCAAAUAAUUAGCUAUCAGGAAUGUCCGUACGGUAUCUUCGAUCCCGAAGAUGACACGACCAGAUUAAAGUUUUUCAGAGGCAUCACUACUUACGAGGCCACCGAGGGUAUCAUACGAUUUGCCGUCAACACCAAGGUAACGCCUCUUGAGGAAGAGGAUCCGUGUAUUCAAGGACGACAGACUUGCGGUGAUCACAGCUCCUGCGUGGUCGAUGGGGAUAGUUUCAAAUGUAUAUGCAAUGCAGGGUAUCAGUAUCUAUACGAGGAGGAUGGCAGUGCGAUUUGCGUAGACGUGAACGAAUGCACGGCCGGUAAUCACAUGUGUUCUCUGGACGCUCAAUGCGUUAAUCAAGAAGGCAGCUAUACGUGUCAAUGCAGAACUGGUUUUACUGGAGAUGGUCGAGUUUGUGAAAGUUUGCCAUCUUGCGAGGAUAUUCGCUGCGGGGAUUAUGAACAAUGUGGAAUGAUCAGAGGUGCACCUACAUGUGUCUGUAUACCUGGUUUCGAAGAAACAGAUCAAGGCUGUUAUCCCGCUCAGCAUGUAUCCUGUAACGAGGAGGAUAACUGUUCGUCUUACGGGCUUUGCAGUUUUGACGGAAAUAGGAAGAAGCACGUUUGCGUGUGUAUGCCAGGUUACGUCGGUGAUGGAUACACGUGUUAUUCCGAGUCCGAUAUCACCACCACAACAGACGAACCGCCGCAACCGCAAUGUCUGAUGCAAGUGUGUUGGUGUCCAAGCGGCUGGAAAUUCCGCAACCAUGCCUGCGUAAGGCAAGAGGGAGAAUCCACGACAGUUGACUAUCGAGACUUAUCUUGCAACGUGGUGAACAGGUGUCAUCCCUACGCGCAAUGCAUCUACGUGACGAACACCGGCGACUACGAGUGCCGCUGCAAUCCGGGAUACGAGGGCGAUGGUAUGGAAUGCACCAAGACAGAGAUAUCCUGCUUGGAAGUGGACAUCUGCGACCCCAAUGCGUCUUGUCAGCACGAGGAACCGCUAGCAAAGUGCGUGUGCAAUCCAGGAUAUGAAGGCGAUGGAACAACAUGCAGUCCUAUCGAUGAGUGCAACAACAAUUCCGAGUGCGAAGAGAAUGAACGAUGCACCUACCAUCCCGUCAGCUCGCGCUACGAAUGUACCUGCAACCCCGGAUUUAGCUUAGUGGACGACCGAUGCGUGCUAUCAGAUUGCUCGACGAAUCCUUCUCAAUGCCACGUCAACGCGCAGUGCGUGUCGUCCGGCGACGGUGGCUAUAAAUGCGUCUGCAUAAGCGGCUAUCACGGCGACGGUAUGCGCCAAUGCGUGGAGGAUCAUAUCGGCUGUAACGUUUUGAAUAACUGCGGCCGAAACGCAGUUUGCGGAUACAAUCAAACAUCCGCGAAUUUCGCCUGCAUUUGUCAACCGGGUUACUACGGUGACGGUUUCACGUGCCUUCCACACACUUCGUGCAGACGCGACCCUAGCCUCUGCUCUCCGGACGCAGCAUGCGUGUCGGCCGGUGAAAAUCAAUUUGCUUGCGUUUGCAACGAGGAUUAUAUCGGCGAUGGCGUAAACUGUAAGCGCCGGCCGAGGCACGACUCCAACUUUUUACUGGUAAACCAAGGAAUGGCCACGCAUCGGAUACCAUUCGUGCCUACGCAACAGAAUCCAGGAAAUCCUAUCUACAUAGUUUACACGCAAAUGGCGAUCGCCCUAGAUAUCGAUUGCCUCGACGGCAAAGCUUACUCCAGUGAUAUUACUGGUAACAGAAUAGUCGAACUAUCUUACAACGGAUCAAUGGCACAAACAUUUAUUCCGAAAGUUAGCAGUCCCGAGGGAUUGUCGGUCGAUUGGGUCUCAAGAAACAUCUUCUGGACCGAUUCAGGCAAGACGACCGUCGAGGUUGCCAGUCUUGUAACAAAGAAACGCAAAGUCCUCGUUUCCGAUGGACUGGUCAAUCCAAGGGGAAUAGCUGUUCAUCCAUAUCGGGGGAAAAUAUUUUGGUCUGAUUGGAAUCGCGCCUCUCCAAAAUUGGAGUGGGCUAAUGAAGAUGGUACAGACCGAGCAAUCUUCCUUCAGGGUGAUUACGUUAAGCUGCCAAAUUCAUUAAGUAUUGAUUGGUCGACAGAUGAGCUCUGUUGGGCCGAUGCUGGGACGUUUACGAUAAGUUGUAUCGAAAUAGAUAGCAAGAAGGUCAACAUCGUCGCGAAUGAACUUACUUAUCCGUUCGGCUUGGCAAUAUCUCAAAAUUAUUACUAUUGGACUGACUGGAAAACAAACAAGAUCGAAGUCGGCAUGAAAACUAAUGGCGAAAAACGCACACCGUUAUCUGUUCCGCCAGGUGGAAGCGGAAAACUAUAUGGCAUUGUGGUCGUUCCUGAGUCAUGCCCCAGAAUAACCAACGUAUGCCAAUACGAUAAUGGAAGGUGUAACAAGGAUCAGCUAUGUCUACCGGACGGCCAGGGCGGCAGGACGUGUGCGUGCGCAGACGAUGCGAAAGAAUCUUGCACCGACUCCCGUUAUCCGUCUUAAAUCCGUCCUCAAUCUCUUACAGAAAAGAAGUAACGCAAAAUCUUGUCUCGCGCUCGAUAUUAGCCGAUAAGAAAGUCUCGCGCACUGUCGCUCAACAUCGAACUAUGAUCAUAAGUAACCACUAGAUCAAGUGUAAAUUGUGACAUUAAUCUUAAUAUUGAUUAGUCUUAUCGACAUCCUCAAAUAACAUUUACUUUUGUAUCUAUCAGUCGCGAUGCACGAACUGUACUGCGAUUUGAUCUUAUUUAAUAAAAGUGAAGGAAGCGAGCGAUGCUUUACAACGUAAUAU